Poecilia latipinna (sailfin molly) is the source of this 4001-nucleotide messenger RNA. RefSeq names its product mitoguardin 2 (gene miga2). Gene Ontology annotation, biological process: mitochondrial fusion. The transcript is spliced from 16 exons. The record is from RefSeq and is a predicted model, not a curated record. The coding region runs from base 214 to 1998 and encodes 594 amino acids. NCBI's taxonomy places the organism in Eukaryota, Metazoa, Chordata, Actinopteri, Cyprinodontiformes, Poeciliidae.
UUCAAAGUCCCGCCCUAAAACAAUGCUGUGCUGCCUUCACUGACGGUGACUUCGGGAUGCCCUUCUCUGACGUCUUGGAUGCUCACGUGUCUGUUGUCAGGUUCGGAUCCAGGGGUGGAUGACAGCGGGAAGUGUGAUCAGCGAGCUGAGUGUUGCGCUGGCCUGAGAGCGGAAAGAAAACCGUACAUUUGGUGGAUGUGAGGGACUCUUGAAAUGUCACUGAGACAGCCAGACGGGAUGUCUGUCGCCCAGGCUUUGGCCAUGACUGUGGCAGAGAUACCGGUCUUUCUCUACUCCACAUUUGGACAGUCCAUAUUUUCUCAGCUAAGGCUUUCCCCGAGCCUGAAGAAGGUGCUGUUUGCGACGGCACUCGGAAGCGUAGCGCUGGCCCUGACCGCUCACCAGCUGAAAAGGAGAGGCAGGAAAAGGAAACAGGCAGACCAAGUGAAGGAGGGCUCGAAGACCGUGGGAAUACCCGAGGCUCUGCUGAAGACAGGAAGACCCUCAUCUCUGAAGAGAGGCCCCAUUACCAGCCGCCAGGUGAUGAGCCCCAGCUCUCGGAGCAAUGACACCAUGAGUGGGAUUUCCUCGCUGGCUCCCAGUAAACACUCGAGUUCCUCACACAGCUUGGCAUCUACUAGAGUCCCAAACUCUCCCAACCAGCCGAUUAACCCUUCCACUCCCUGGGAGGCGGAGCCUGUGGUGGAAGAAUCGGGAGUGGUGGAGGAUGCUAACGCAGAGAACCUGUAUUUGAUGGGAAUGGAGCUGUUUGAUGAAGCACUGCGAAAGUGGGAACAAGCCUUAAACAUUCGUCACCAAGGCAACUCGACCUCCAGUAACAACAGCCUUGCUCUGCAGGGGGCGGCGUGCAGAGACUUUCUCACGAACGAAGAUCGUAAUAAACUGUUUGCCGAGAAGCUGGAGACUCUCCUACACAGGGCGUACCACCUGCAAGAGGAUUUUGGCGGCAGCAUCCCAGCGGAGAGCGUACUGGCCGACUUUGAGAGCGAAGGAACUCUGAUCUUGCCUCGCGUAGAGAGUUUCCACCGGCUGCAAGAUGAGGAUGCGGCUUCAGUUUCGUCUGAUGACUCGUUUUUCUCCGCUGCAGAGCUGUUUGAAAAUAUAACUCUGGAUGAGAUCUACCCACCAAUGAAGCUAGCAGCUCUGUAUGAAGAAGCCUUGUCUCUGGUGCAGGAAGGCAGAGUGAAGUAUAGAACCUUGAGGACUGAAUUACUUGAAUGCUACAGUGACCAAGAUUUCCUCUCCAAGCUUCACUGUGUGAGACAAGCAUUCCAGGUCCUGUUGUUGGAUGAAACUCAUCGCACGUUUUUUAUGGAGACAGGGAAACAGAUGGUUGCAGGGCUAAUGGUUAAGGCUAACAAGAGUCCCAAAGCCUUCCUGGAGAGCUACGAAGACAUGCUGCUUUACACCCAGAGAGAGGAAACGUGGGCCAUUACAAAAAUGGAGCUGGAGGGUCGAGGGGUGGUGUGUAUGAACUUUUUUGACAUUGUUUUGGACUUUAUCCUGAUGGAUGCGUUCGAGGACCUGGAGAGCCCGCCCUCCUCUGUGUUAGCCGUUCUGAGGAACCGCUGGCUGUCUGACAGCUUUAAAGAAACGGCUCUGGCGACCGCCUGCUGGUCGGUGUUGAAAGCUAAAAGGCGUCUUCUUAUGGUUCCCGACGGAUUUAUCGCCCACUUUUAUGCCAUAUCAGAGCACGUGAGCCCAGUUUUAGCUUUUGGGUUUUUGGGGCCAAGGCAGCACCUGAGUGAGGUUUGCACAAUUUUCAAGCAACAAAUAGUGCAGUACCUCAAAGAUAUGUUCGACCACGACAAGGUCCGCUUCACCUCCGAGCAGUGCUUGGCCGAAGACAUCCUGAAACUUUCCCACCGCAGAAGUGAGAUCCUGCUGGGCUAUAUGGGAGUCGACAGUCUGUUGGAGCUCAAUGGAGCCAUGCCCAGAGACGCUGAGGGCUCCUACGGGACCAACAAAGUGUCAUGAAGCGCUUCGACAAAGAGUCUGAACUCCGCAUUGAUUUCUGCACCGAGCCCUUGUUCUGUGACACACUGAGAACCAGCAUUAUUCAGUCAAUUGUUUAUCCUUUCCUCCAUCUGUGCUCUUAAACACAACGACAUGUCAUGGGAUUUAUUUCACCAGGUCUCCUUGUUCCUGCUAAUGAGGGAGAGCGUCUGGGUCCUGGAUUCCUCUCGUCCCUCGUGUUGCCGCUUUGUUACGUAUCCAGAAUGACGACUGUAAUCAAAUUAUCACAGGCGUGUGAGGACUUGUUCCUGCCUCUACCUCUGCCUGGGGGCGAUUCAGAUGCUUGGUGAAAACACGGCUGACAAACACUUCCAACACACGAGGACUUCGCCUUCUGGUGACCCAAACGAGAUCCUUCUGAGAACUGUGUUCAUCACCUGUGGGUUUGGGCUGAAUACCCGUCUUCACUCUGACGAGCAAAGAGAGAACGUGCUUUUGUGUUUUAUGUGAAAAACUGAAGGUUAUUUCUUAAUGAAAUCGCUGCUGCUUAUAGUUCUUGAAAUAAGAGAGGCAAGAUGGCCUUCACCUUAAUUGUCCCUAAAUCCUCCUUUAUUCCAGGAGUUCCAACGAGCUGAAUAACACUGAGACGUAUCUGAUAUGGGGUUUUUGAACAAAUAAUUUAAAACUGGUAUUUCACGAUCCAAUUUGGCUUUUAGUUUGAAUUUGAAUUGACUAUUCCCUUGGCCGACUGUCAGGAAAUGACAACUAAAUACAAGCAUAAAGCGUAAACUUCAGAGCAGAGGAGAACUGAAACUGGCAUCCGAAAAAUGUGUUAGAUAACACGGUUUGUGAGACAUUUCUCUAUAAAUAUACAAUCAUCAUGAAUUAAUUUUUAGAAUCUGUUCAGUUUUAAAGCUGCUAACCGGGCUUUUUGUUAAAUCAGUAAGACUUGCCUUAGGUAUAGCUUGUCAUCUGUAGAUUGUGUCGUGGCGGGUUUUUUUGUUGUUUAGUUAUGUGAUUUUUACUUGUGAUAAAAUCUACCCUCUCAAAAACGAGCUACCAUGUAUAAUGCCUCUAGUGACAUCACACCAGGCACCUCAUCCAAGUUCAUUUGUUUACACCUAUUUAUUUGUUCAACCUUAAUUGUGUUUUUAAUUUAAUUCCCUCUGCAAAGGUAAAUGUUUGCACUCUAUCAGGCUACAGCCAAAAAGUUUGAGCCUCAUGCGAGAACGCUUUUAUGGAUUUCAGGAAAAUUUGGUUACAGUGAAACACGGAAGCUGUAAAAAGGACCGAUGCAGACAAGAUCCAUGGUAGUAUCAGCCAUUUCUCUCAGAUCGCAGGAGUCAAACUUGGACUCAAACCUGCAAAGUUAACCCUCAAUGCAACGUGGAAUGUUUCAGUUCUUCUGCUUCUUGUAAUCUCAUCGCCCCCACAUAAACACAAAUUCAAAGUUAGUUAUUUUCUUGGAUGUGUUUGUCUCUUUGUGAGCUACGUUAUUGAUGACGGUACGGAAAAAUAAUCUCUCUUCUCUUCAAGUACAGUCACGUAAACCAGUAACUUAUUUUCCAAAUGCAUUGUUUGUGGAUUGACUUGAGUCGUUUAGGUUAGACUCCCAGCUAUUGCAUAAGCUGACUCCCUUAUGUUUUUUUUUGUUUUGUUUUUUUUCUGGAAUUAUACCAUCCCUCUUAACUUGUUUAGUCAAGUACAUCUGACAAAUUCAAACCCUCUGGGAAAAAAUACUUACUGAAAACACACCCUCAAAUCACUGCAACGCAUACAUUAAACUGAGACGGUGCCAAGUGGUAGGCGUACGAGUGAUUCUGGUGUCAUGAAGGCUAGAAAGUGAAGCUUACCUAAGUGCACUGAUGGAAGCCCUGAAGUUUUCUGGGUCACAGAAACCCACAUUGGGGCAACAAACUGCCUAACUAAAUUGACCUUUUUUUGUGUAAUCCUUCACUACUAGUGGUACUACUGUAAAGAUGGAGGCACAUUGUAGUUCAGAUAUUAAACUGACUUCAUUAAAU